Messenger RNA from Micropterus salmoides (largemouth bass), 4032 nucleotides. RefSeq lists its product as uncharacterized. NCBI's taxonomy places the organism in Eukaryota, Metazoa, Chordata, Actinopteri, Centrarchiformes, Centrarchidae. Gene Ontology annotation, biological process: regulation of DNA-templated transcription. Bases 589 to 2154 code for a protein of 521 amino acids. Gene Ontology annotation, molecular function: DNA-binding transcription factor activity, RNA polymerase II-specific; RNA polymerase II cis-regulatory region sequence-specific DNA binding. The record is from RefSeq and is a predicted model, not a curated record. The transcript has 3 exons.
AUGUGUCGCGCGCGUACCCGCUCGUGGAACUGAGGUGAAUCGGUGCUGCGCGCGCCCCUGAGAACUAUACCCACCUACUACCGUUGCCGUAGUUACCGACAUACCCGCCCGAGCGGGUGUGUGUGUGCACGAGCGGCCAGUGGGCAGGCAGGAAGGAAGGAGGGAGGAAAGCAGGGAAGGAAGGAGGGAGCGGAAUUAGUCAGUGAUAGAGGGGAGGAGAGGAGGAGAGGCGGCGGGUUCUUCUGCCGAGGUGGACGUGGCGGGUCCGGCGGAGUUUAGCUACAAGUGAUCCGAGGCGGACGGACAGCCAUGAACCGGACCACCCGCAGGCUGGUCCCAGUCAGGUGUGCGUGGUGACGCCCGCAGGACAUCUCGCUUGUUGGUUUUCCAGAAGAGACGCUCAGGGACGCGUCCCUUACCUGCCGGCUCCCCCCCUCUCAGGACGGGUCGAUUUCUUCAGAGGAGGGAGGGAGGACUCAGGGAGGAGGAGGAGGAGGAGGAGGAAGGAGGUGGACCUUUUUAUAACCUCAGUGAUACUAAAGGUGCUGAACCAGAGUGAGGCGAGGAGGGUUAGCUCCGCCCCUCACCAUGACAGACUUAGAGACUGAGUGUUUGAGCCUCGGCCUACCCUCCGAGUGCGGCUCCCCGCCCCCGCCUCUGGACCCCUCCCUGCAGGUGGACUGCGGCGCGGGGCACGGCACCUCGGCCCAGUCUUUGGCCCUCCUCUCCUCCGACUGUCCCACGGCCACGCUCAGCUCGCUGGCGGCGGAGAUCGCAGAGCCGCUGGUGAUGCUGCCGUGUGUGAAGAGCGAGCCGGAGGACGGAGACCUGGAGCCCAUCCGGACCGUGGACCUGUCCGAGAUCCAGCCGCUGUCGACCGCCGAGCUGGGGCAGGACCAGAUCAAGAUGGAGAUCAGCGGCCUCGACUACAUCAAGUCGGAGCAUCACGGCAGCCACCACCUGGGCCACUUCCACCACGCCGACGUCCCAGAGCUGGACUACAAGUCGCACUACGAGCCCAGCUCCGUGUUUGACUACAUCUCCCAGGUGACGGACACUCUGGAGUACAUAAAGUCAGACCACCACGUGGACCUGCAGUGUUACUACACAGAGUCGGGCGCCAUGUCCACCCACCUGCCGCACAACGGCCUGGAGUCCAUCCACAUGGCCGAGCUCCGCACCGAGCUCAACAAGCUGCGACCCGACUCCCUGCUGAUGGACGGCAUGGGCAAACUGGACCCUGAGUUUGCAGGGGGGGCGCUGUACGAGCUGCAGCCGGCCGAGCACGGGAAGACGGGGGCCGACAUGGCGGCGGCAAUGACCGGGCAGGGAGGAGGCGGUAGCCUGGUCAUCACGACCAAAACCCAAAGCCCGACUGUGAGGAAACCCCGUAACAUGCAGGGGGAGAAACCCUUCUCCUGCACGCAGUGCGGGAAGAACUUCAGCACGCUGGGAAACCUGAAAACCCACCAGCGCAUCCACACCGGGGAGCGGCCCUACACCUGCUCGCAGUGCGGCAAGAGCUUCGGCCAGGCGGGAAACCUCAAACGACACCAGCUCAUCCACACGGGCCAGAAGCCGUACGUGUGCGCUCACUGUCCGAAGGGCUUCACCAAGGCCGACGACCUGCGAUCGCACCAGCGGCUGCACACCGGCGAGCGUCCGUUCAUCUGCCUCACCUGCGGGAAGAGCUUCGGCCAGUCGAAGGAGCUGAAGGCUCACCAGCUGAGCCACACGGGCGAGAGGCCGUUCUGUUGCCAGCACUGCGGCAAGAGCUUCAGCAAGGAGACCAGCUACCGCAACCACGUGCAGAUCCACACAGGCGAGAAGCCCUUCACCUGCUCGCAGUGCGGGAAGACUUUCAGCAACUCGGGCGUGUUAAAAACCCACGAGAAGAUCCACUCGGGCGAGCGGCCGUUCGGCUGCACGCAGUGCGGGAAGAGCUUCGGACGCCUCGGCCACCUGAAGGCUCACCAGCAGAUCCACACGGGGGAGCGGCCGUACGCCUGCCCCCACUGCGCCAAGACUUUCAGCCAGUCGGGUCACCUCAAAGCACACGAGCAGAUCCACAAGCGGGAGCGAGUGGACACGGCGAGCAGCAGCAGCAGCAGCAGCAGCAGCAGCAGCAGCAGUGUGGGCAGUGACAGUAGCUAAAAUAAACUCCAUACCCUUUAACCUCGCGGAAAAACAAAGUAUUAUUCCUCUUUUUUAUAAAUACUAUAUAUAAAUUUUUUUCCUUAUGAAUUUUUUCUUACAUUUUCAUACCUUUUGUGCUCUUUUGCAUUAUAUCUGUGGGCCGGGUGGACUCUGACUGAUUUGCUCUUAUGCAAGUGUCUGUGUGUACAUGUACUGUGUGUGUGGGUGGCUGUGAUACCGAGGGGCUUGUAGAUAAUCUUCAAACUGGUCUGUCUGAGCUGUCUCGAGUCCCAGUACUUAUUUUGGAGUACUUACUGAUACACAAGCACAAAUACUUCAGUAACAAAGUUUGAGUACUUCAUUUAGUUUUUUACUGAAACAGACCAGCAGCUGAUGAACCAGAGCCCCGUUUACUAAACGCUCCGGCGUUUCCUGAAGCAGUACUUCAGAGCAAGUACGUGUUCACCAUGUCUGUGGCGACGGGGACACUUCAGAGUAAAGUGGCGAAUGUACCUGAAGGAAUACAUAAAUCCCACAGUGUAGACGUCAGGAAUGUUUUAUACUUUUUAUACUUCAAGCUUAAAGUUCGGUCUUAUCUGGAUAAAAUCCGGACUUCGUUUAACAAACUUCAGAUCCGCCACAGGUCUGAUCACAACCCGUCCUUGUUUUCUCAGCUACACGUAAAUCAGGUCGACCCUCCAGGUGGAGUUUAAGAAGUCCAACGGCGAUGUAUUACAUAAAUACAUGAUGGAAAUAAUCAAUCUUGACACAGAUCCCUUGGAUUUGUUUCUUUUCUUUAAAGAAUUGUGACCCAGAUGCUUUGUCCCUGGGGGGCAGUUGGUCUUGCAGAAAGACAUAGAUGCAGCGUACAGAGGGUACAACAAAUAGACAUCAGAUACAUACUGAGCGUAACGCUUUACUGGGAAAAACCCGGGAAAAGCUGCACAGUUUCUAAGCUCAAAGCUAGUUUUAACAUAUCAGCCAACAUAAACGCACAAGCCCAUUUAUCUGUCUUGCUCUAAUGGUGAUCCACACCAGAAGAAGAACUUAAACUAGAACAAAAAGCAACAACAACGAGCAGUUAUGGUUCAUAAAAUACUGAUGAAUGUGUGUCAUCAGUUGUAGGAGUUGUCAUUAUUUGUGUCAACGGUCAAAAAACGCACACGUCCGAGAGUAAAAAGUAAAAGUGGUAAACUCUUAAAGCCAAAGGAGAUUCACAUACUAGGUUCUAAAUAAAGUUUGUUACGUUGCCAAAUAAACCGUCAUCCCUCGUGUUACACCCAACACGAGGCCACGGCGCCAGCGUUCGUGGUUAAAGGACAGAAUUAAACGUGCAGCUUCUGAAUCUCAUGCGAUGGUUUCUUCAUGAGACGGCGUGUUCAGAUGCUUUUGGGAAACGGCUGUUUGUCUUCAGAAGAUUAAACUCGGUGCGUUCGGUGAACAGGGCUGUGGUUCCAUUACUCAGCGUGUCGACAGCAGUUAAAAGUACUUUUGCCAACCGUGUGUGGGUACUUAUUUUUGAGUACUUGCUGCCAGUUUACUAGUAUUUUCCUUACAGGUGUGGGUACUAGCAGGUGUACGCUCUUUCUGUAUAGUUAAAACAAAUCUGAUAUAAUUUUUAUAUUUUGUAUUGACCAGUAUUGUUUUGUUGUUGAUGAUAAUCUGCUGAUGACAUUCCUUUAAAAUCAUUCCAGUAUCGUCACAAGAUAAAGGACCAAACUCAUCAGCACAAAGGAACCUCCCCUAUCCCCCCGUCCAGAUCGCUCACUGUGUACAAAUCUAUUGAUUAUGUCAUUACUUUUAAAAAAUAAAGAGAAAAUGGGGGAAAAAAACAGAAGUGAAAAAGUGAUGCAGCAUCUUGUACUGGAAAAUGAAUUAUUAAAGAAACUAAUGACA